AUGACGAAGGGUACAUCAAGCUUCGGUAAACGCCGAAAUAAGACACAUACAUUGUGUAGAAGAUGUGGAAGAUCCUCAUAUCACAUCCAAAAAUCUAAAUGUGCCCAAUGUGGAUAUCCUGCAGCGAAAUUGCGGUCUUAUCACUGGUCAGUGAAAGCUAAGCGCAGGAAGACCACAGGCACUGGCCGCAUGCGUCAUCUUAAAAUUGUCAGACGGCGAUUCAGGAACGGUUUUAAGGAAGGCAAACCCACACCUAAGAAAGCAGUUGCUUCCUCA
Brenthis ino (lesser marbled fritillary) is the source of this 276-nucleotide messenger RNA. NCBI's taxonomy places the organism in Eukaryota, Metazoa, Arthropoda, Insecta, Lepidoptera, Nymphalidae. The record is from the annotation of a GenBank genome assembly.